AUAUUACUGGCACUCUGAUAGGUGAUGUCAUUAACACUGUGGCAUUAGGAUCGAGCAUUACUCUAUUUGAACUCCAAGUGAAAUGUAUCGCUAUAAACUUGUUACGGUGUUGCUUCUUCAAAUCAUGUUGCCAUUGGCACUGGUUGAAAGCUCUAAUUUUAGCACUAGAGUAGAGUACAAGGAAGUCAAUACAGUGCCAAGUACUUUGCAUAAAAACCUGGAGCCUUUCAAAUUAAUCGGACGCAAUUCUUAUUACAUAGCAAAAGAUAAAGUAAAUUGGUUUCAAGCUGCACAGAAAUGUCGCAAUCUAAGCAGCAACCUUAUUAACUUAGCAAAUGACGAAGAACGUCUGUUCAUAAGUUUGUAUCUCAAUGAGACUGAGAAGUAUUGGUUGGAUCUUAAUAACCUCGGCCAGGAGGAUUAUAUUUCGAUUAGCACGGGAUCGCAUCCUGUUUAUGUCAAAUGGAUCGAUAAUGCCAUGAAAGUGGAUGACGAAAGAAAGUGCGUGGCAUUAGUAAGUGAUUCUCAAGAGAAUGGGUUUGUUAUGAAAAACGUGGAGUGCUUAGAAAAGAGUCGAUUCAUAUGCCAACUAAAGUCUCCUCGCACCAUUUCCAUUUUGGUUUGGUGAUAAGUUGUGUAAAUUAAUGAAUAAUGCAAACAUAUAUAAUUCCUUUGAUUGUAUACUGAUCAC
Molecule: messenger RNA, 691 nt
Organism: Drosophila sulfurigaster albostrigata
Lineage: Eukaryota; Metazoa; Arthropoda; Insecta; Diptera; Drosophilidae
Product: C-type lectin 37Db-like
Exons: 2
Coding region: 83-628 (181 amino acids)
Source: RefSeq, a predicted model, not a curated record